AUGUCGCAGCGGAAUGGGGCCAAAUCGCCCUCGCCCGAUAGUCACGUGGAGGUCUUCUCAUACCGCAGUUCACGCGCGGGAAGUGAAGCCCCGCAACGCGCACACGAUUCCCUCGCACGAUCCCCGCGAUCUUGCAGAAGUUCACGCGCGGGAAGUGAGGCACCACAACGCAUACGCGAUGGACCACAACAACAACAACAACACUCACUGCGUAGCUCACCAGGGAAUGUAUCUAUUUCAGGGGAUGUACGAAUAGAGGAUGAAGAUAUGAUCGCAAGGGAUGGUGUUGCGGUAAAGGAUGGGUAUUCCAAUAGUAAACGGAUAAGAAAGCAUGCGGUGGCCGCUGCAGGUGCUGGUGGAUGGUCAUCCACAAAUACAAAAGGGCAUCGACGGACAUCACAUACGAAUGAAGCUAGAGAGAUGGAAAAUGCUUUAUAUCAUUCUGUUCCCCAUGCUGGAUGGUCUUUUAAGUUUUUACAAAAACUAUGCUAUCCAUUUGAUGUACCAGCACCUUUGGGGAAUGAUCCUUCAAAAAGUUGUUCUUCUAACAUUGAUGAAAGUGCUGAGUAUGAGGCAACUGGAGAACUGCAUAUUACGAAUGCUGUAGAGCUUCCUGAUACCCGCAGUGUUUUGCGGAAUGAAACAGAUAACGUAGAGAAUGGUGUUAGCACCUUGGCGAUGUGUAUGAUGCCAGAUCCAGUCCAAGGUUCUCCUGUACUAGCAUUAUGUAUAGGAGAUGUAAAUGGACGUAUUAAUUACUGUGAACUAGAAGUAAACCACGUUAAACAUGCAUUAUCUUCUUCGUGUAUAUCAAGAAAGAGUAAAUCUAAUAUUAGCACAGGAAGUCGUAGUCAGACAGAUGUUGAUAUAACGAGCUAUGCUACCUCCCUUAUCUCAGAUCAAUCUUUUUAUUCAGAUAUUUAUGGAUUUCAACGACCACCUCUUCGAAAACACAGUCAUCAAGCCUACGUUCGUGAAAUGGAUUGUCUUACAUCUACUACAAUUUCACAAUCCGUUAAGACAUUAAGUUUUUUGCGACAACAUGAAUCACCCAAUACUAUAAGCUAUUUAACUUCAAAUGAGCGAGUUAUUAAGCUUUUUCGGGUUCAGCGAGAGGGUUUCUCACCAUUUCAUGCAUUUCCAUCUAUGGAAGCCGUUAUAGGAAAGCGAUUGGCAUAUACACGUUAUUUUCCUCGUGCUGCCCCGUCUUUUCCUAUUCUUCCUGUUCGUGUUUUUUCUGGUUGCCACAUGAGUCCUGUGCAGGAUCUUAGUGUCUGCGCAGAUGGAGAGUCUUUUCUGAGUGUGGAUGACCUGCAAGUAUUUUGGUGGAAUAUGGAAUGUGAAGAUACAUCGAAAGGUACAUGUAUCGCUGACUACAGACCACUCUCAGGACGUAUGGAUGAAGUAGAAGAAUUAGUUACUUCUGCUGCUUUUCAUCCAACGCAUAGUUCCCUCUUUUUGGUUAGCCUAAGUUCUGGUUUACUUGGUAUUGGAGAUCUACGUGACUCGGCAUCAGGAGCAGCACGGAAGUAUUCUAGUUCGGUACGUAUUAAUGAGGACUCUAAUUUUUCUAUGCAAGAGCAAUACGGUGAAGUUCUUUGUAGUAUUUCAGGAGCAGAUUUUUUGGGCUCUUGUCACGUGGUGACACGCGACUAUCUCUCACUGAAACUAUGGGAUCUUCGACGAACAGAUAAACCAUAUUCUGUUGCUCCUGUUAUGAAUUAUGUAACUCCAUAUUUAGAUUCUCUUUAUGAAAAUGAUUCUAUUUUUGAUCGUUUCCCAGUUGCGGUCGAUCAUAUUUCUAAUACAGUGGUUACUGGACUAUACGAUGGAGCUGCUGCAGUCUGGCAGCCAUUUCAAAAUGGUCGUAUUCCCCCAGAGGAUGUUCUUGUGCAUUAUCACGCCGAUCCACUUGCACUUCCAUGUGAAGUAGAGAAUGGUGGUCGUACAACCGUAGAAGCGCUGGGUAUGUCAUUAGCGCGUGGUUGGAAAACUCCUACGAUUUUCGCUGCGGCCACUUGUAGUCUUGCAACGAAUGCUGGUGAUGAUGAGAUGAAUGCAGGGGUCGAGCCUGCUGUGCAGAUGCUCCAAGACGAUAUACCGGAACCUAUCGCCAACAAAACGGUGUGUCUUGCUGUAGCUGACGGUGGGGAGCGGUUUGCACUGACAUGCAAUGACGGACGUUAUAUUAUGGUGUUUGAGCGUAAAACCUCAACAGACAAUCCAGUAGCAUCUGUAGGGAUCAGAUGA
This is a messenger RNA of Trypanosoma theileri, 2250 nucleotides long. RefSeq lists its product as uncharacterized. The transcript has a single exon. Bases 1 to 2250 code for a protein of 749 amino acids. Lineage: Eukaryota; Euglenozoa; Kinetoplastea; Trypanosomatida; Trypanosomatidae. Gene Ontology annotation, molecular function: protein binding; protein phosphatase regulator activity. Gene Ontology annotation, cellular component: protein phosphatase type 2A complex; cytosol. The record is from RefSeq and is a predicted model, not a curated record. Gene Ontology annotation, biological process: peptidyl-serine dephosphorylation.